Molecule: messenger RNA, 737 nt
Organism: Humulus lupulus (European hop)
Lineage: Eukaryota; Viridiplantae; Streptophyta; Magnoliopsida; Rosales; Cannabaceae
Product: ferredoxin, root R-B2-like
Exons: 2
Coding region: 145-600 (151 amino acids)
Biological process (GO): electron transport chain
Cellular component (GO): plastid
Molecular function (GO): 2 iron, 2 sulfur cluster binding; electron transfer activity
Source: RefSeq, a predicted model, not a curated record
UGUCUUUGUCCUUUUUCUCAUAAACUAUCUUCUCUUUUGAUCCUCUAAACGUUCAUUUAUUUUUCGAGUUCAUCAUCUGGUUAUUGAGGAAAUUGGAAUUUGAAUACUCUCUUUGGCUUAUUGGACCAGGUUACAGGUACAAGCAUGACUACAAUCAACAUGUCAACAAUGAAGCCUCCAACAGCCUGUGUGUUCAACAGAUCCUUUGACAAGCCUCAGAACAGACAGCCCUUGAGUUCUUCAGUGAGGAGAAGUUGGAAAUCAUUCGGACUGAAGUCUGCUUCGUCGUUCAGAGUAUCAGCAAUGGCAGUUCACAGAGUGAAACUGAUCGGUCCUGAGGGCGAAGAGAACGAGUUUGAUGCGCCGGAUGAUGUCUGCAUCCUUGAGGCGGCCGAGGGCGCGGGAUUGGAGCUGCCUUACUCGUGCAGGGCCGGCUCAUGCGCAACUUGUGCAGGGCUAUUGGUCUCUGGAUCAGUGGACCAAUCUGAAGGAUCAAUUCUUGACGAGGAGCAAGUGGAGAAGGGGUAUGUGCUAACUUGUGUCUCUUACCCCAAAUCAGACUGUGUUAUCUACACCCACAAAGAAUCUGAAGUCAACUAAUUAAGAUCUAGUGGAGUAACUCCAGUUCUAUAUUUAUCACCUCUUAGUAUAAUUUGUUCCAAAAAGUAAGUGAAAUUUGACAAAAUUAGCAGUAUUUGUGAAAUUUCACCUAUCAACAAAUAACAUUUUUUAAUUUA